This is a messenger RNA of Dicentrarchus labrax (European seabass), 746 nucleotides long. Its product is annotated as gamma-crystallin S-1-like. Lineage: Eukaryota; Metazoa; Chordata; Actinopteri; Moronidae. Gene Ontology annotation, molecular function: structural constituent of eye lens. Gene Ontology annotation, biological process: lens development in camera-type eye; visual perception. Bases 125 to 676 code for a protein of 183 amino acids. The record is from RefSeq and is a predicted model, not a curated record. The transcript has 4 exons.
CAGGAACGCCAGGGUCGGCUCCAUCAGACGCAUCAUGGACUAUUGAUCUGUUUUGAAGGACCCCAGAGCUGCAUAGAGGUUUUGGAAAGCACAGUGGCUUGGUCAGGGACAACAUUGACCGCUAAUGCAGUCUGAUGCCAACAUAACCAUGGGGAAGAUCAUAUUUUAUGAAGACAGGAACUUCCAGGGGCGCUCUCACGAGUGCAGCAGCGACUGUGCCGACCUGCACUCCUACUUCAACCGGUGCAACUCCAUCAGGGUAGAGAGUGGCUGCUUCAUGAUCUAUGAGAGGCCCAACUACAUGGGCAACCAGUACUACCUGAAGAGAGGGGACUACUCUGACAACCAGCGUGUGAUUGGAAUGAACGACUGUGUCAGAUCUUGCCGUAUGAUCCCCCAGCACCGAGGUUCCUACAGGAUGAGGCUCUACGAACGCUUCGAUAUGUCCGGCCAGAUGCACGAGCUGGUGGACGACUGUCCGAAUGUCCAGGACCGCCUCAGCAUGUCCGACUUCAACUCCUGCAAUGUGAUGGAUGGCCACUGGUUGCUGUAUGACCAACCCAACUACAAGGGCAGGGCGUACUACCUGAGGCCUGGAGAGUACAGGAGGUACAGCGACUGGGGAGGAGUCAGCCCGAGAGUGGGGUCCGUCAGGAGAAUCACUGACUUCAACUGAAGUCCAGCUUCACUAAAAUGCAUCUUCCCCUGAGCUUAACUGUCUGUUUUCUCAAUAAACUUUAACUGCU